Molecule: messenger RNA, 5871 nt
Organism: Zophobas morio
Lineage: Eukaryota; Metazoa; Arthropoda; Insecta; Coleoptera; Tenebrionidae
Exons: 5
Coding region: 121-5484 (1787 amino acids)
Molecular function (GO): protein binding
Source: RefSeq, a predicted model, not a curated record
CUUAAAAGUUUACCAUAAUAAAGUAAUACGUUAAUUGUAAACAUAUUUAACAAAAGUUCUUGUGAUUAUAAAUUUCAAAAAUAAGUGAACUUCCUGACGGCAAACACAUUCAACGUCAUCAUGGACUUGAGUUCUGAAGAAGAAGAAAUUAUAAAAUUAAAAAAAGAAAUUAUAAAAUUAAAAGAAAAUUUAAAACGGAAAGAAGAAAAUAGAACACGAAGAAAACAUUUAGAAGAGAUGAAUACUUCGCAAUCUGAAGAGAAUGCAUGUUCCUCAAAAAAGCCGACAGAUCCAAUACAAACAGAAGGUAGUUCAUUCAAACAACUUUUAGCAUUUUGGAAUAAUCAGCAAAUUAAAGAAAGUACCAAAGAACAUACACAUCAAAAGAAGCAGAUUCGUGAAGAAAAGGAUGGAAAAGUAAGGGAAGCUUUUUCGAAAGAACAGACAGAUCUAAUAGCAAUAGAAGACACUACAAACAAGCAAGCUGCUCUAUCUGAAGACAGUCAUCAAAUUAAGGGAAAUACCCAAGAAAAUAUAGUUCCAGGGAACUGGGCUGGACGAGAAACAGAUGGCGAAAGAAAUAAAACUACGUCGGAUAAGCUUUUUGAAAAACGAGCAGGAACCACCGACAAGGGAAAAAAAUACGAAGAUUUGGUUACCGCUAAAGUCGCACUACAAUUGGUAAGCGACAGUGAAAUAAGAGAUUUCUGCAUUUCUUCGAACGAUAAAAAUUUUGGUGAUUUUGAUGACGUGGUUAUUGAAAUUGAGACGGAUAGCGGAAUAAAAACAAAGGCACUGCAAUUGAAACACAGUAACGAAAAAAGACAAUUGUAUAUAAAGCAGCUGGCAAACAAAAAGGGAGAUUUUAAUUUAAUCAAAUAUUUCAAAUCUGCUCAAGAGGUUCAAGACGAAGUGCAAGAAUUUAUAUUAUUUACCACAAAUACAUUUAAAACUUCGGAAGAAACGAAAUUUAAACUAGAAGGGGAAGAGUUUUACGUGAAGGUCAGUAAAAAGACAGUUUCAGGAGACGAUUUCGACGUUUUAAGAAUUUCUGAAAAUAUAAAUUAUUAUCAUACAUUUCACAUAGUAGAGGACGAAUGGACUAAACAAAAUCCUGAAAAAAUUCAGCAGUACCAAACAUUUUUCGAGUGCUUUCGUCUUUACACAAACCAAGAACGUUUUGAAGCUCUUACAAAAUCAACAAUGGAUAAAUUUACUGAGAUGUUUUGCUCUAAUGAAGAAACUUUCAAGAAAUACUUCGACAUGAUAUCGGAAUGGAGUUUGAAAGAAAAAGAAAAAGAAAAACUAAACAAAAGAAUGAUGCAACAUGCAAUAGCACUUCGUUUGCUUUCAUCUCAGAUCGAACCAUUUGUUUUUGGUUCAGUCACAGACGAAAUGAAAAUACUUCGGGAGGCUAUUUGUCUGUUCGACAUUACGUUGUUGGGAAAAAAAGGCAGCAACGCAGUUAAAAAUUUGUGGGGAGAUUUGAACCAAAACAUUGACCUCAAAGAACUAAACAAAGUUCGAUCACUUUAUUCUCUUUCUUCAAAUUACAUAAGUGGUGUCGAAAAUCUGGAUGCAAAUUUGUUGACACAGUUGCUUUGGCUGAUGGAGAAAUGUCCACUCAUUGUGAAAGAACACGAAAAUAUGGAGAAAGCUAUUAAACUUUGUCCAGAUGCAAAAUUUAUUAUACUUGGCGAAGGAAAAUAUAAAGAAUGGAUGAAAAAACGAUUUGUCUUUCAAAACUUACCCAACUUGAAAUCAAAAGGCGAAUUGUAUGAAAAAGUAUUGCAAAAUUUCACCAUUUCUAUACAAGGAAAAGAAGCAAUUAAGUUAGUGACCGCUUUCGACAAAAAUGAAGAAAUUUUCAAACAUGUUACUGUGGAAAAACUUUUAGAGAUGGCAAAUGGUCCAUGGCAUAUAGAUGGACAAAAGGAAGUUUUUCCCAAUCUCUAUAUCGAUAGAUAUUUGUCAGUCAAUAUUAUAGACAUUAAAUAUUUAGAACAUGUUAAUCGAAAGACUGUUAUCAUUUUAAAUUGCGAAGGUUAUUCUCAGCAAUUGAAAAUAUCUAAAAAGUAUACUCUAACAGACAUCGAGGGUUUUUUAAGUAAUACAGACCCCAAAAUUUUUGAUAAACCAAUUUUUAUAAGGAGCGAAAAAAAUUGCAGUGAUUCUGAUUUUCAAAUAAUAUGUUCUAAAACAGCAGAAUCCACAACUGUGCACUAUUUUAAAUUUCUCAACGAUCAAAAUUUAGAAUGGAUUGGAAGCAAAGGCUCAGUUAAUGAACUGCGAAAAUAUAAAUUACGUAGUCGUUCCAAAAACGAAAACGAAAUUUGGUCUUCCGAAUUCAGCAACAACAUACAUCUAAUAACAGGUGACCCAGGAAUGGGCAAAACCGAGUUAACGAAGAGUCUAAAAAACAACUGUUGUGCGAGAUAUUGGACCGUGAUUCUGAGUGCUCAAGAUGUUAUGUCUUUCUUUAAAAAUUCAGCAAAGUCUAAAAAAUCACACUUAGAACUAUUCGAAACAUUUAUUUUAAACGAAAAAUAUCGACAUCACGCUGGACUCGAUCGAGAAUUUUUUAAAAUGUGUUUAAAGCAACGCAAUGUGGUUUAUGUAUGGGACGCUCUUGAUGAAAUAUUUACUCGCUAUUUAAAUUCUACUUUAGAUCUCAUUCUUAUGUUUUCACAAAAAGAUUGCAUUCAGUGGGUUACUGCAAGGCAACAUUUGAGAUCUUCUCUAGAAGAAAAAUUUGAUACCCUGUCCGUGGGUAUCAAUCAGCUCAGCGAAGUCGAGCAAGAGGACUACAUUAAGAAACGUCUUAACAAUUUUAUUAAGCCUGUAGAUGUGAAACCAGUCAUCGACAAAAUUAAAUCCACGUUUGCAUUUACAAAACAUAUAGAUAUAUUGGGAAUCCCCCUUCAAAUUUUUAUGCUUACAGACGUAUUACUUAAAAACAAGGAAAACUAUUUAGACUUAUUAAACAAUAAAUUUCUCCUGACUGACAUGUACCGGUAUUUUAUUGAAGGAAAAUUUAAGUUUUUCUACGGAGAUAAAGUGCCCGUAAACAAUGAUUAUUGGGAAGAAGAAGUAAAGAAAAAGAAGGAAGAGAAAUUAAAACAGUAUGAAAAGUUGGCGUUCAAAGUAAUAUUUCCUGAAGAUGUUUUGAAACAAUUAAAUAUAGAUUAUUCGCAAAAGAUAGAUUCUGUUUCUGAAGAUUUCGCAACUGUCGGUAUCGUGACUGGACUACAAAACGGCAUACCGCAAUUUGCACAUGCUUCCUUUGCCGAAUAUUUUGUUGCCUUAUAUUUUUCUAGAAAUUUUAAAAUGAUACACAGGUACAUAUUUUUUGAUGCGAAGUAUAAUAACGUACGUUUCUUCUUCGACAUGUUAACUGGCACAAAUUCACCGGUCCACAUUGCGAUUUUAUAUAGAAAUUUUGAUGAAGUGGAGAACUUUGACGACAAAAUAAUAAAACGUAAAGAUGAGUGUGGAAGAAGUGCCUUACACCUCAUUUGUUCUUGGGGACGAAGACAAGGGCGUAUAAAUGUACACACCGAAUCUAGCGGUUACGUUAUUGAGGCAACUAGGGAGAUAAUGAGUAGUUCAUUAGAAACGAAAGAAUAUUUUAAAGCGUUAUCGUUUUUGUUAGAUAAUUGUGAAAUAUUAGAACAAGAUCUUUUACAUAAAAUCACACCCUUAGCAUGGGCACAAGAAAGUGAUAGUUUGGGAGCUGAACUGGAAUUAUUGCAAUCAUGCAAAUUACAACUGAAAGAUUCGUAUAGUCGAAUAGACAAAAUUAAUAUUUUAUUUUUUGCCGCUUUGCACGGAUACGCAGAAGCGUUUAAAAUAUUAUUUUCAUCUUCGAGUAGUUCUAAUAAUGAAGUAAAUUUUAGUGUUGAAUUCGAUGGUAGUACGCCUCUUAUAAUAGCUUCUCGAGAGGGGCACGAAACAGUUGUUGAGUACUUGGUCAAAUACGGAGCCGAAAUCAAUCGCAUUAAUAAAUAUGGUGAGACACCGCUUUACGCAGCUUCCUCUCGAGGUCACGAAAAAAUUGUCGAAUUCCUGGUGAAAUGCGGAGCCGAAAUCAAUCGCGUAUAUAUUUAUGGUGGGACACCGCUUCACGCAGCUUCCUCUCGAGGUCACGAAAAAAUUGUCGAAUUCCUGGUGAAAUGCGGAGCCGAAAUCAAUCGCGUAUAUAUUUAUGGUGGGACACCGCUUUACGCAGCUUCCUCUCAAGCUCACGAAAAAAUUGUCGAAUUCCUGGUGAAAUGCGGAGCCGAAAUCAAUCGCGCUGAUAAAAAUGGUCGGACACCGCUUUACGCAGCUUCCUCUCAAGGUCACGAAAAAAUUGUCGAAUUCCUGGUGAAAUGCGGAGCCGAAAUCAAUCACGCUCUUGAAGAUGGUCUGACACCGCUUUACGCAGCUUCCUCUCGAGGUUACGAAAAAAUUGUCGAAUUCCUGGUGAAAUGCGGAGCCGAAAUCAAUCGCGCUGAUAAAAAUGGUCGGACACCGCUUUACGCAGCUUCCUCUCAAGGUCACGAAAAAAUUGUCGAAUGCCUGGUGAAAUGCGGAGCCGAAAUCAAUCGCGCUGAUAAAAAUGGUCGGACACCGCUUUACGCAGCUUCCUCUCAAGGUCACGGAAAAAUUGUCGAAUGCUUGGUGAAAUGCGGAGCCGAAAUCAAUCGCGCUAAUAAAGAUGGUGAGACACCGCUUUACGCAACUUCCUCUCAAGGUCACGAAAAAAUUGUCGAAUUCCUGGUGAAAUGCGGAGCCGAAAUCAAUCGCGCUGAUAAAGAUGGUCGGACACCGCUUUACGCAGCUUCCUCUCAAGGUCACGGAAAAAUUGUCGAAUGCCUGGUGAAAUGCGGAGCCGAAAUCAAUCGCGCUAAUAAAGAUGGUGAGACACCGCUUUACGCAACUUCCUCUCAAGGUCACGAAAAAAUUGUCGAAUUCCUGGUGAAAUGCGGAGCCGAAAUCAAUCGCGCUGAUAAAGAUGGUCGGACACCGCUUUACGCAGCUUCCUCUCAAGGUCACGAAAAAAUUGUCAAAUGCCUGGUGAAAUGCGGGGCAAAAAUUAAUCCAGCUAAUACAUAUGAGAACACAUUGUUGUACGCAGCUUCCUCUCAAGGUCACGAAAAAAUUGUCGAAUGCCUGGUGAAAUGCGGAGCCGAAAUCAAUAACCCUGAUAAAUAUGGUCGGACACCGCUUUACGCAGCUUCCUCUCAAGGUCACGAGAAAAUUGUCGAAUGCCUGGUGAAAUGCGGAGCCGAAAUCAAUCGCGCUGGUGAAGAUGGUUGGACACCACUUAACGCAGCUUCCUUUCAAGGUUACGAAAUAAUUGUCGAAUUCCUGGUGAAAUGCGGAGCCGAAAUCAAUAGCCCUAAUAUAAAUGGUUGGACACCGCUUUUCGCAGCUCUCUUUCAAGGUCACAGAAAAAUUGUCGAAUACUUAGUAAAAUGUGGAGCAAAACCUUUCGUUUAAUAAAAUGAAUAAUGAUGGUUCAACUCGAAUAGUCACCAAAAAUCUGUCGAUUGAUUAGUUCAACGGUGAUCCAAAACUCCUCUACGCCGGGCCAGACUUUAAAUAUUUUAUUACCAUCCGCCGCCUCAUUUUUUAAUUGUUAUUUUGUUGAUCACAUCAGGGACGUUAAUUUUGUUCUGUCUAUUAAAAACAAUGUUACCUUUACCUUUGAGAAAUAUUAUUACAUACUUUAAUUAUAGGAUUUAUAUUAAAAAAAAUAAAAUUAAAAAAAAAACUGAAUUUGUUCGACCGUAUUUCAGGAGCGACAAAUGUCCUGUCUGAUGCCUUGGACCAAUUUUACCUAGUUUGAUUAAAAUUAAAAUUUGUUUCUACAAAAUUUUUUCUUAA